Ficedula albicollis (Collared flycatcher) is the source of this 1989-nucleotide messenger RNA. Its product is annotated as BPI fold-containing family B member 4-like. Gene Ontology annotation, molecular function: lipid binding. NCBI's taxonomy places the organism in Eukaryota, Metazoa, Chordata, Aves, Passeriformes, Muscicapidae. The record is from RefSeq and is a predicted model, not a curated record. The coding region runs from base 165 to 1544 and encodes 459 amino acids. The transcript has 16 exons.
UGUGUCUGCCUGGCUGCAGCUUUUAUAUAAGGGCCACUUCUUUGGUCUGAGCUGUGGGGAAAAAAGGGGCAUCGCAGAGUGUGGAGGAGCCCAGGGGAGCCUGAGUGGAGCCAGGAGCCCGUCCCAGCUGGCUGCAGCUGAGUCAGCAGGGGAAUCUUGUGGAGAUGAUGGUUUUGAAGCUUUUUGGAAUCAUCUUUUUCUGUGGCCUCCUCUCGCCCUCGCAGGAAGUCUUGUCUGGUCUGUCCUGUGCCGUCAGCCCACGGGCAAUGCAGAAUGUUCUCUCAGAUGCCAUAAUUCAUAAUGGGCUCAUCCACCAGCACCUGCAGGGUCUCGUGGUUCCCAACAUCAUGGGUGAAGGGAGUCAGCUGAACUCUCCCACCAGCAUCACGGACCUGCACCUCAUCAAGGUCCGGGUGCCCAGGCUGUCGGUGGUGCUGCUGCCAGGGAUCGGGGUCCAGCUGACCAUCGGGGCAAAGCUGCAGCUCAGAGGCAACUGCUUGGUUGGCCUGCUCUCAGAACUCAUUGAUAUCUUAGUGGAGGUGAACAUCACUGCGAACAUUAAAUGCACAAAUUUUGAAUCUGGCACGUUCCAGGUUGUCACUGAAGACUGCCUCUGCCUUCUUGGGGCCAUAAAGAUCAAGGUCCUUUCUGGCUUGCUCACCCUGUCAGUGAAUGAUCUGGUGCUUCGCCAGCUGACAGCGACUCUGCCUGCUUUGCUCUGUCCUGUGGUUGAUAUUGUGAUGAACCUUGUGAACAUCCAUCUCCUGAGCACUCUCAAUGCGGUGAUCCCGGUGGGCACUGCAGGAACCAUCCACUACCAGCUGGCCAGCAUCCCCUACACCUCUGGCAAGUUCCUUGGGCUGGAUUUAGAUGGUGUGGUGAAGCAGGUGGGAGGCAGCACCAUCCCCCACGACUCAUCCCCCUCUGCUUUGCCUCCUCUGAUGGACAGGCUCCUGCUCUUGGUGAUGCGCCAGAGCUUCCUCAAUGCAGUCCUGUCCCUCCUGCUCCAGCUGCCACCACAGACCUUCCCCUGCACGCCAGAUGUUUUCUCCGGUGCCAGCCGCCUGCGCGAAGCCGUGGGGACCAUCGCUCCUGCCGGGUGCUCCACCUGUCGUGGGACCAGUCCUCUGAGCAUCAAACUGGUGUUGAGAGGGAACCCGCUCAUCCUCCUGGAAGAAAACAAAGCCAGUGUCAAGCUUUCAGUCCUGAUUCAGCUGUUCAGCAACCACUUGGAUGGAUCCAUCCUCAACUUCCUGCUGCUGAAGGCUGACCUUGCUCUAAACGUCCGUGUGUCGAUUGUUGGGGGCAGGCUGGUGCUGCAGCUGGCCUUGGGCAGCACUUCCCUCUCCCUGGAGUCUUCUGAUGUUGGCAUCAGUAAUAUCUCCACCCUGAAGCCCCACUGCAGCAGUUUGCUUGUGGAAACAUUUGUGCCUGUGGUCAAUGGUGUCCUGGGCACGGGGAUCCCUCUGCCAAACGUGCUGCGCAUCCCCUUAGUGAAUGUGGAUUUCCAGAUAAAAGCGGGCCUGAUAGUGUUUCUGGUGUGAGCUGUGGAGCAUGGAGAGAACUGUGAGGGCAGAGAGAGGAAGGAUGGAAUGCCAGGACCAGCAUUAUCUGCUUUUCUUUACCCAACUUGAUUCAAUAUUCUUGAUAAUAUUUAAGACCCUUUAAGGUGAAUUGGCUCAUGUGAGUGCAGUUUGACACUUGCAUAAGCCAAACCUGACUGGCAGCUCUGUGUACAAAUAUUUAUUUAGAGAAGUUGGUGUGAUUUUGGGGUCACAGUCACAGCAGUUGAAUGUGGUGCUGCAGUGGAAUUGGGAAAUUUGUUCUGAGGUAAAACUUUUCCUGAUAGAAUGAAAAAGUGAAUUUGUUGCAUGUGGAAGUGAAUCUCCCCAUCCUUGUCCAGGAGGGUGUGAAGUGCUGAGUGGGAUCUCAGAAUACAUUUGACAUGUAACUCUUUUAAUAAAUGUUCCUACUUUUUUAGUGCUUGGA